Gavia stellata (red-throated loon) is the source of this 1053-nucleotide messenger RNA. It is a transcript of the gene STRA8, whose product is annotated as stimulated by retinoic acid 8. The transcript is spliced from 8 exons. Lineage: Eukaryota; Metazoa; Chordata; Aves; Gaviiformes; Gaviidae. The coding region runs from base 1 to 1053 and encodes 350 amino acids. Gene Ontology annotation, biological process: meiotic cell cycle; cellular response to retinoic acid. The record is from RefSeq and is a predicted model, not a curated record.
AUGGAUACAGCUGGAGACUGUAGGAAGACACAAGCGAGAGUGAGUCCCAAUCCCCUGACACGCCUGCAAGAGGUAGAACCCUGCGUGGCAAAGCGGCGCUUGUCACAGGCACGCCACCGGGCUACGCUGGCAAGACUCCUCAGUGGCUUGCGGGUAGCUGUUUUAUCCCAGUCAGACAACUCGGUCUCAAAGUAUCAGGUUUUGCGUAAGGCUAAGAAAUCUAUCCAGAAGCUGGAGCAAACCUUGGGUUCUUUGCUGAAGAUGGAAGAGUCCUUCAGCUUGGAGGAUGGGAACCCGUCCCACUUGGAGGAAGUCAGGGAGGAAUAUGUCAAGAGGCACUUCAGUAAUCACAGGACUGCAUCAGCCUCGGAAGCUGUGAGUGAGAGUGACUCUGCCAUCUGGUAUUUGAUUGAAGAAUGUGAAAAACAAACAACGGAAGAGGAUGAGAGGCCAGAAUUUAUCCAGUCUCCAGACACUGCAUCCCUGGAUCUGGUGGAAUUUGAACGAUACCUGUAUUUUUAUAAGCACACAGUGGACCUGCUGGUAGAGCAUGGAAUUGUUUGCACUGAGGAGGUGCCUCUUCCUGAGGUCUCCACAGCUAUUUCCCACCUCUGGCAAGAGCUUUCUGAAGAAAGGAGAGACAGCAUCUUGCAGUACUGUAGCCAGAGAGACUUCCUCAUGGAUCCUAAGGCUGCUUGCCAAGAGCCUGCAUGCACUGAAGGUAGUGUGAGGGACAGCCGAGGUAACAGUGAGGAAGCCAGUGGUUCCUCAGGCUCCACACCAGAGGAAGUAAUGUUUGAAGAUGCAUUUGACGUUGCUGCUGGUUUCCUUGACAGAAGCGAGACUCAGGGAAUGUCUAGCAGAAGUUCAGCAUUCGCAGGCUGCACUUCUGAAAAUCCAGAGGAUCACCACGGACUCUAUCUGCAGAUCACUGACUUCCUAAAAAACCUCUUUUUUGCUAAUACACAGUUUUGCCAGGAAGAAGAUCUACAGUUUGAUUAUGAGACUGUGAUGCUGAGGUGCACUGAGACCUUCGAUGAUGAAGAUUUCUAA